This is a messenger RNA of Pseudophryne corroboree (corroboree frog), 3183 nucleotides long. It is a transcript of the gene ALDH3A2, whose product is annotated as aldehyde dehydrogenase 3 family member A2. Gene Ontology annotation, biological process: aldehyde metabolic process. NCBI's taxonomy places the organism in Eukaryota, Metazoa, Chordata, Amphibia, Anura, Myobatrachidae. The coding region runs from base 322 to 1845 and encodes 507 amino acids. The record is from RefSeq and is a predicted model, not a curated record. Gene Ontology annotation, molecular function: 3-chloroallyl aldehyde dehydrogenase activity; aldehyde dehydrogenase (NAD+) activity. The transcript is spliced from 13 exons. Gene Ontology annotation, cellular component: cytoplasm.
GUGAGAUCAUUGUGCAGAGUCAUGUGAUCAAGGGGCGGAGCUCACACAUUGGAACGUUUCCCUAAAUGACUAGUUCUGGCUGAUCCAGUCUUCCAGGACUCAGUGUUGCCAAGUCUGCUUAUGACAAGUGGAAUUGGGCUUCUUCCUUUUUUUUAAGUUGCUUUUUGUUUUUGAUGGUAGUUUGUUGCUUGUUUUUUAUUUAUUUUUAUGUUUAGUGCAGUAGAGUCAUUGCUGCAUGAAAGAAGAUUCAGCACAGAGUUGGCAACAGUGGACUCUUCCUGAGCUCCCAUCGCAGCACCUGCAGCCUUAGAAAGAAUCAACAUGAAACAGAUUGUGGACAAAGCAAAGAAGGCAUUUGCCACUGGGAGGACUCGCUCAUUGGAUUUCAGACUUCAGCAGCUCAAGGCUUUGAAGAGAAUGAUCAUUGAGAAAGAUGCUGAUAUCAAGGGAGCCUUAAUAGGAGACUUGCGCAAGAAUGAGUGCACUGCUUUCACGUAUGAGAUGAUGGGGCUGUUAGCUGAAAUUGAACUGGUGAUUGACAAACUCCAUGAGUGGGCUGCACCGCAACAUGUCAAAAGGAAUCUAACAACCAUGAGAGAUGAAGUUUACAUCAACUAUGAACCUCUUGGUGUUGUCCUAGUUAUCGGAGCCUGGAACUACCCAUUUGUGGUUACUAUGCAGCCUGUAGUGGGCGCCAUUGCAGCAGGUAAUGCUGUGGUGAUCAAACCGUCUGAAGUCAGUGAGCAUACUGCCAAGCUCUUGGAGAAAAUUAUCCCACAGUACUUGGACAAGGAUCUGUACCCAGUGGUAAAUGGGGGAGUAGCAGAGACAACAGAGUUGCUGGCGGAACGAUUUGACCACAUCUUCUAUACCGGCAAUACCAAUGUUGGUAAAAUUAUAAUGACAGCAGCUGCUAAAUUCCUGACGCCUGUAACCCUUGAGCUCGGAGGAAAGAGUCCAUGUUACAUUGAUAAGGACUGCGAUAUUGACAUUGCAAGCAGACGUAUUACUUGGGGAAAGUUUGUCAACUGUGGUCAGACAUGCAUUGCUCCUGAUUAUGUCUUGUGUGACAAGUCCAUCCAAAGUAAAUUGGUAGAAAAGAUCAAGGAAACAUUAAAGGAGUUUUAUGGUGAUAACCCCAAGAACUCUGCAGAUUAUGAAAGGAUCAUUAAUAAACGUCAUUUCAAGCGUGUGGUUGGUUUAAUGGAAGGGCAGAAGGCCGCUAUUGGAGGGGAACAUGACGAGGCCACCUGUUAUAUAGCACCAACCAUCCUGACUGAUGUGCAGCCGGAUUCAAAGAUCAUGCAAGAAGAAAUUUUCGGACCACUCCUUCCUAUUCUAUCAGUAAAAAAUGUGGAUGAAGCCAUUCAGUUUGUAAACCAGAGAGAAAAACCACUCGCACUUUAUGUAUUUGCAAAUGACAAAAAGAUCAUAAAAAAAAUGAUAUCCCAGACAUCAAGUGGAGGAGUGACUGCUAAUGAUGUUUUUAUGCAUUUCACAGUGGUGGAACUACCAUUUGGAGGUGUUGGAUACAGCGGCAUGGGUGCCUAUCACGGCAAACACUCAUUUGAUACAUUCUCUCACAAACGAUCUUGCCUCAUCAAGUCUUUAGCUAUGGAAGGUGUAAACAAGCUCAGGUAUCCCCCGUUCAGCCAGAAGAAGGUGGAGUGGGCUAAGUUUCUGCUGUUGGGGAAGGUGAAUAAGAAAAAGCUGGCUCUGGUGCUCCUGCCUAUAGUUGCUGUGAUAGCAGCUGUCAUUUUAAAGAAAUACCGCUGGGAACUGGCAGGCAGAGGGCUACAGAUAGCAAUGGCAUUUCAGAGACUGUGGGGUAAACAAGAUGAGUAAGCCAUGACAGGGAGCAGCGGUCACAGUUACAGUAAGAUGCUGUAACAGGGUGAUUGAUAGAAGACACCUUCCUGUUCCUGGUUCUCUCUAAUUCGGAGUCUAUGCAUUGUGUGUGAGAGCAUUAAUUUGUAUCGUGUAAAUGAAAAUAUUUUCUGCUGCUGUAUAAAAUGAAAACCUUCAGGUACACUGGUUUAUUCUGUCUUCCUAAUGUCUAUAAGGGUUUUGAAACUUUUUUUUGUUUUAAUAUAUAUAAAUUAAAGAACAAACAGGCAUUGUACAAACUGAAACUUGCAAUUCCUUCAGUUAUUAGCAUAAAGCAUUUAUUUUGCUUAUUCUGUCCCUUCAUUAAAGCAGAAUUUGGGGGUCCACGUUUUAAAGGUACUGUUGGGGGGGAAUUCAAUUAUUGAGUAUCAGCAGGAAUGAGUGGCCAAAGCUAUUCAGUCAGCCGCAAAUUUCUUUUCGCACUGUCUUGGGAGUGCAAGACAAAAUGUGACAAACUAGUGCCGUGAUGUGAUUUGUGGGCUUACAGCAUUGCACCCAGCCCUUAAGUCGGAGAAUGCCGCUCACUGCAGCUAAACACAUUCUUAAGUGCCGGGCACUCAUUCCAUAUGGCGUUCAAUAGUGCACCGAGAUCCCAGCCACCAGCAGCGGGGCGAGCGCCACGCUCGGGCUCAGUGGCUCGCUGCGCUCACCGCAGGUCCUAUUCCCACUCUGCGGGUGUCGUGUACACCCAUGAGUGGGAAUAGCCCUGGUGCACCGGGAUUCCAUCCAGCAGCAUUGUCGGCUGUCGGGAUUCUGGCACCGGUAUCCUAACCGCUGGGAUCCCGACAGCCAGUAAAUUAAACGCACCCUGGAUUGGAAUAUGUAUAAAACACCCAUUUAAUACUUUUACAUGGAAAGAGACUGUAUAAAAGCCUGAUUUGUAGAAUUUUAACCAGUGUUUUAAGUAGAAGUAUCCCAAGAAAUACAACUACUUUAAAGUGAUAAGUCAAUAUAAAGUGAAUUAAUUAAGAAAAUGUUCUACUUGGGUAAAUAAUAGGGACUUGAUUAGGUGAGAGUGAUUCUCAUUUACGCCUGCAUUGCGUUUAGAUUUUUAAAAUAUAGUUUCAUCUUCAAUAUAUAAAUACAGUUUCUGAAAAAUCGUUGCAAUGGCCUAUAUCGCCUAAUCUUACUUGUCUAAAUGAAUUACUAGUAAUACAAAAUGAAUAACCUUAACUGAAUGUAAUUUUCUCUUUAUAAGAACUAUAUAUACAUAGAUAUGUUAUAUUAUGCUGUAUUGAUCAGAAAGUAUUUUGUCUAUUUUAUAUUAACAUUUACAAAUAAAGUUUUAUCACACGU